This is a messenger RNA of Prunus persica (peach), 3803 nucleotides long. RefSeq names its product exocyst complex component SEC5A. The coding region runs from base 244 to 3570 and encodes 1108 amino acids. Gene Ontology annotation, biological process: Golgi to plasma membrane transport; exocytosis. Lineage: Eukaryota; Viridiplantae; Streptophyta; Magnoliopsida; Rosales; Rosaceae. The record is from RefSeq and is a predicted model, not a curated record. Gene Ontology annotation, cellular component: exocyst. The transcript has 21 exons.
UUGUAUAAAAGAUCAAAUUCAUUAUUUUAACAAAAAAAAAAAAAGAAAGAAAGAAAGAAAGAAAAAAGGAUCAAAAUUCAUUCUCAUUACUAGCUAGCUUGAAAGAGUUCCAGUCUCAGAAUUGAGAUCUAAAAGCUGUGUUGAAACUUGAAACUUGUCAUGAAGGAAAUCACAUUGAAAUCAAACUCGAAAUUAAAAAAUUGAGAGAGAGAGCAGAAGAAUCAGACUCUGAAGAAUCAGAAAAUGGCAAGCGACAGCGACCUAGACGAGGACGAUCUCCUCCAGAUGGCUCUAAAGGAGCAAGCCCAGCGCGAUGUGAAUUACAAAAAGCCACCCUCCAGCAACUCCCGCACUGCCCCCGUCGCCAAUUACGUUCAGCAGCCGCAGCCUCCUCCGUCCCAGCAGCCACGAAAAGCCGCGGCUUCUCCGAGCCCCAAAAACAACACCACUACCAGAAGCAACGCCAACAACCCGAAGCGGCGGGUGGUGGACGACGACGAGGAGUCCGAUGUGGACAUGCUCAGCAUCUCCAGCGGCGAUGAAGACUCCACCGCCAGGGAUCAGCAGCGUGUCCGCUUCCGAGGCGGCGGUGCUGCUUCUGCUGCUACCGCCAGAGCUGGAGCCCGGGACGACGAUGACCCUUGGGACGGCGGUGAGCCUGGCUGCUGGAAGCACGUCGACGAGGCUGAGCUUGCUCGUAGGGUUCGUGAAAUGCGAGAGACGAGAACAGCACCGGUGGCCCAAAAGGUUGAGCGCAAAGUGUCGUCGGCAGGCUUGGUACGAAAGGGCCUUAACAAUUUACAGUCCUUCCCUCGGGGCAUGGAAUGUAUUGAUCCCCUAGGCUUGGGGAUCAUAGACAACAAAACCUUAAGAUUGAUAACUGAAUCCUCAGACUAUUCGCCAUCCAAGGACGACAAAUUGGAUAAUAACCUUCGGGAGAAGUUGUUAUAUUUUUCUGAGAAAUUUGAUGCCAAGCUCUUUAUAUCGCGGAUUCACCAAGACACUGCUGCAGCAGAGUUGGAGGCUGGUGCUUUGGCUCUAAAAAGUGAUCUUAAAGGACGAACUCUGCAGAGAAAACAAUUGGUCAAAGACAAUUUUGACUGCUUUGUCUCUUGCAAAACAACAAUUGAUGAUAUUGAGUCAAAGUUGAAACGGAUUGAAGAAGACCCUGAAGGUUCAGGCACUUCUCAUUUGUUUAAUUGUAUGCAAGGAGUGAGUUCGUUGGCUAAUCGGGCAUUCCAGCCUCUAUUUGAGAGACAGGCUCAAGCUGAGAAGAUCAGGUCCGUCCAAGGAAUGCUACAGAGGUUCCGGACAUUGUUCAACUUGCCCAGUACAAUUCGUGGUAGCAUAAGCAAGGGAGAAUAUGACUUGGCAGUUAGGGAGUACAAGAAGGCCAAGUCGAUUGCUCUGCCUUCUCAUGUGGGCAUACUGAAACGUGUUCUCGAAGAGGUUGAGAAAGUGAUGCAUGAGUUUAAAGGCAUGCUUUACAAGUCUAUGGAAGAUCCACAAAUAGAUUUAACAAAUGUUGAAAACACAGUGAGGCUGUUAUUGGAGCUGGAGCCUGAGUCAGACCCGGUUUGGCACUAUUUAAAUAUACAGAAUAACAGAAUUCGAGGUUUGCUUGAGAAAUGCACGUUAGAUCAUGAAACUAGGAUGGAGACUUUACAUAAUGAGUUACGUGAAAGGGCUGUGUCUGAUGCACGAUGGAGGCAGAUUCAAGGAGAUAUAAAUCAAUCUUCAGAUGUCAACUAUUCUCUUACUCUUGGCGACAACCACCUUCCAGUAGAUUCUCUUCCAGUAGACUUGACAGGUGAAGAAGUUGAUGCUCUUAGAGGGAGGUAUAUUCGCAGAUUAACUGCUGUACUGAUUUAUCACAUACCAGCUUUCUGGAAAGUAGCACUUUCUGUUUUCAGUGGGAAAUUCGCAAAGUCGUCCCAAGUUUCUACUGAAUCAAAUGCUAGCACUCCAGCAAAUAAAACGGAUGAAAAAGUUGGAGAUGGGAAGUACUCAACUCAUUCUCUAGAUGAAGUUGUUGGAAUGAUACAAAUUACAUUAACUGCGUAUGCAGAUAAGGUUCGUACUACAUUUCAUGAUCUUGAGGAAUCAAAUAUUCUGCAACCAUAUAUGAGCGAUGCCAUAACAGAAAUAUCUAAAGCAUGCGAAGCUUUUCAAGCGAAGGAAUCAGCUCCUUCGAUUGCUGUAACUGCAAUUCGAACACUUCAGUCGGAGAUUACAAAGAUUUACAUCCUAAGGCUUUGCUCAUGGAUGCGGGCAUCAACUGCUGAUAUCUCAAAAGAUGAGACAUGGGUUCCAGUAUCAGUUCUUGAAAGGAAUAAAUCUCCCUACACAAUCUCUUUCUUGCCUUUAGCAUUCCGCAAUGUUAUGACGUCAGCAAUGGAUCAGAUCAAGUUGAUGGUUCAGUCUUUAAGAAGUGAGGCAACGAGGUCAGAGGAAGUGUAUAAGCAACUCCAAGAAAUUCAAGACUCUGUCAGACUUGCAUUUUUGAACUGUAUUCUUGAUUUUGCAGGUCAUCUAGAGCGUAUUGGAAGUGGGCUUGCCCAAAACAAAUCAAGCAAAGGAAGUUCACUUGUACACAAUGGUUAUUCUCCUAACCUAGAAGAAAAGCUAAUGUCUGAUCUCCCAGGAAGUUUUGGUCCACAUCAACAGUUGUUGAUAGUGUUGAGUAAUGUUGGCUAUUGCAAAGAAGAACUUUCUUAUGAGUUGUACAACAAUUACAAGCAUAUCUGGCUACAGUCUAGGGAAAGAGAGGAAGAUGAUAGUGAUAUACAAGACUUGGUGAUGUCUUUUUCUGUGCUUGAAGAGAAGGUCCUGGAGCAAUAUACUUUUGCUAAGGCAAAUUUGAUCAGAACUGCUGCCUUCAACUAUUUGUUGGAUUCUGGUGUACAAUGGGGAGCAGCACCUGCUUUAAAAGGUGUGCGUGAUGCUGCUGUGGAGUUACUGCACACUUUGGUAGCUGUGCAUGCAGAGGUAUUUUCUGGUGCUAAGCCCCUGUUGGACAAGACACUUGGCAUUCUGGUGGAAGGUCUAAUUGAUACUUUUAUCAGCUUGUUUCAUGAAAAUCAAGCGAAAGAGCUUAGAUCACUUGAUGCAAAUGGUUUCUGUCAGCUAAUGCUUGAGCUUGAGUACUUCGAGACUAUAUUGAAUCCAUAUUUUACUUCGGCUGCAAGGGAGUCUCUGAAGUCGUUACAAGGGAUACUUCUGGAUAAAGCCACUGAGAGUGUGACAGAAAAUGUGGAGAAUCCAGGGCAUAACCGACGAGCAACACGCGGAAGUGAAGAUGCGGUUUCAGAUGAUAGACAGCAGGGGACAAGUGUGUCACCAGAUGACCUGAUUGCCCUUGCUCAGCAGUAUAGCUCUGAGUUACUUCAAGCAGAGCUCGAGAGGACUCAAAUCAACACAGCAUGUUUUGUGGAGUCAAUUCCAUUAGACUCAGUACCCGAAUCAGCUAAGCGCGCUUAUGCUUCAUUUAGGGGCUCACUAGAUUCACCCAGCAGAAACUACAAAGGCAACACAGGAUCCCCAAGCUACUCCCGGAAUAGGCGUCGAUGAAUUUGUAAAUUUCCAAAGGUUUUGACUCUCUGAAUGUCACUUUGUAUGUGUUAGUGUUGUAAUGUAGUUAAUAGGCUGAGAACCAUAUUCUUUCCAUUGUUUACACUCUUGAGCUUUUUAUUUGUAUUUUUUUUCCUUUCCUUUUCAAUUUCUUCUUGUACUUGAACGUGGAGCACAACAUUGUAUAUUUUUUCCAUUGGGUUAAAUGCCAGUAUACUUCUUUUGUUGUAUUA